AUGAAAAUGAUAAUAUCAUUAUUGUUAAUUGGAAUGAUUUCCAUUAGCUCUGUUUUAGGUGGAUGUAAUCAAGACUAUGAAUGUGGUAAUCAACCAUUUUCAAUUUGUCGAAAUCGCUUUCACCUAUUCCCAGGUAUUGGUUUGACUUCGUCUGGUAGUAUACUGGUCAUGGGAAAAUACAAUAAUAGUGCCGGUCAACAAGUUGGAAAGACCUACAUUGCUUCUGUAGGUAGUGGCUCGGUGUCACCACAAUAUCCAAUUAACUCCGAUGUCCCUUCCUAUCCAGGCUACACACAAUCAUUUGAAUUGUAUGAUGUAGUUGGUUCUACUCCAUACAUUAAUGCUUAUCAAGUUGGUUUCCCAUCAGUCGGUCCAUAUAAUGAUCAAUCUGGUACUUUUACACCAAUUUGGACAGUAGCAAGAUAUAUUCUUGGAUUAUAUUUUGAUCAACCAACAUCAAAGACUUAUUAUUGUGAUGUAGGUGUUUAUCGUAUUGACAAGAUUGCCAGUACCAGAGCAGACAAGGAGACAGCCACCAAGUUGUAUGCCGACCAAAGAUGUAAUUAUCUAGCUACCGUAGGCUCUGAUCUCUACAUCUUGGUCAACGAAUACUCGUUGGUCACCAACCAUUCCAUCUACCGUGGCAGUGUAAACUGUCAAAACUGCCAACCCACCAACCUCAUCAAGCUUGCUUCGUUCCCAGGAGCAGCCAGUGGCUUCUUUAUUCGAAAUGGUAAUUUCUUUGUCUCGGCCACCAAUGAAUACACCAACGUACCAGGUAUCUUCCGUAUGCAAAUCUCCAACCCAACAUCUAGAACUGCCUUGACUUCUGAUUCAGUCGGUGAUGUAGUUGCAGACGGUAAUUUCGCAUACUACCAAACCUGGGCAGGAUAUCAAUUCAGACCAACCAUCAAGAAGGUCACUUUGUGGUCAACUACCGUAACAACACUCUAUGACGAGGAUACUGCUGGCACUGGAUCAUCUGGUACAUGUUCAUGUUUGGAUGGAUUCUCUGGAGCCAAUUGUCAAACGUGUAGUGGUGGUACCACCAGAUGGACCAAUAACGGAACACCAACAUGUGUCAAACUACUUGCCAGUGGUCAACCAGAGACAUGUAGCAAUGGAUGGGAAUGUCAAAACUAUCCAUACACCCAAUGUGUCAGUGGAGCUUGUAGAUGUAGUGAAGGUUUCACUGGAGACAGAUGUGAUAAGUGUUCAGGUGCCGUACAAUGGGACAACGGUUUUCCAACUUGCAAACUUUAA
Messenger RNA from Cavenderia fasciculata, 1263 nucleotides. RefSeq names its product EGF-like domain-containing protein (gene sigM). Bases 1 to 1263 code for a protein of 420 amino acids. Lineage: Eukaryota; Evosea; Eumycetozoa; Acytosteliales; Cavenderiaceae. The transcript is spliced from 2 exons. The record is from RefSeq and is a predicted model, not a curated record.